Molecule: messenger RNA, 1813 nt
Organism: Fusarium odoratissimum NRRL 54006
Lineage: Eukaryota; Fungi; Ascomycota; Sordariomycetes; Hypocreales; Nectriaceae
Exons: 2
Coding region: 865-1521 (218 amino acids)
Source: RefSeq, a predicted model, not a curated record
UAUCAUCCAGCCGGGAUAUUUCUACUCAACCACAUAUCAACACCUGUACUGUACUCUGUAACACAAGACAAGUGGAUACACAAGGGUUGUACCAUUUUGCGAAUUCACAAAAUAAAUAAGCCUUCUCACCUCAUAGAGCAAGUCUACAAUACUGAACCGUGCUGCUCGAAGCGACUCUCGCAUAUCGUUCGUCAAUUCAUCGUGGAGGAUCAUCACCUUUAAGAGACGAGGGUACAUAUCACACCCCUGCAUCUUCAGUUCUCAGCCCCUCUCCUCAGUCCCGUUCAGGCCAGUUCGCCGCGAGAUGCGCAGACUGCAGCAGAGAAUCAGAACUCAGCAAAGCCAAGCUCCAAGCUAAAGAAAAAAGAGAACCUUUCCUCUUUUCCACUGGACGACACUCCAGCUCUCAGGGGUUAAAGCGCAACCCGCUACUGUACAGUGGUGGAGUAGGGAAAAGAGACCCCUGAAACGCGCGAAUCGUAUCUCCAGCCACUCGAAUUUACGGUGAGGAAGGAUCAUCGCGUGUGUGUCCCGUGCGUGCCCGCCGUGGCCCCUCCGAGCCGAGUAGACUGACACUACUGUACCUCACUCUUACAGUACAGCUCUGACUUGCAUCUGCAUUGGAUCUUUCGUUCGCAGCAGCGCACAUCCGCCCUUUACUCGUUUCGAUCCAGAUUUUCCUCAGAAUCAGAGUGAGGAUUAAUCAACGACACGAGAUAAUUCUCCAAUUGAAUUAAUAGCGCCUUUUCUUUCACGAAUGCGCACAGUCUGAGCUUUCCCUCCCUCUACCUCUCUUUCUCUCAUUCUGAAAUCUCACCACCAAAAAAAUUACUGCAAAUCCAGCCACCGAGAAUCCUCAAAAAGAUGGGCUUCCUCGACUGGAACGACGGUGCCUCCGUCCUCUCAGGCAGAUCUCGCCGUCACAAAUCCUCUCGCUCUCACAAGAAGCGCCGUUCGCGAUCCCGCUCCCGCUCUAGCUCCCGUGAGCGUGGCCGUGGUGGCUUCGCGGAUAUGGCAGACUCCUUCUUUGGCGGAGAUCGCUAUGGCAAGCACAAUUCCUCGCGCGCUUCAUUCUUUGGACUUGGCGGUAACAACAGCCGCUCGAGCUUCUUUGGGAACAGUCGCUCAUCCUACUACAAGCGCUCCCCACGUCAAGGCUUCGUCCAGAAGACAUACAAGCAACUCAAGCGUCUCCUCCGCGACCUCGUCCACUGGGCUAAGCGCCACCCAUGGAAGGUCUUCUUCGUCGUUAUCAUGCCCCUCAUCACGGGGGGAGCUCUGACUGCUCUUCUUGCCCGCUUCGGCCUACGUAUCCCACCCGCCAUUGAGCGCAUGCUUGGUGUCGCCUCCAAGGCUGCCACGGGCGACUCGUCCGGCCUCGUAGGCGAAGCUGUCCGCAUGGCCAGCGGUUUUGGCGGCAACAGCGCUGUUCGCGUAGAGCGCGACACGCACUCCUACAGCGGUGGCGGUGGUGGCGAUACUUGGGGUGGUUUCGCUGAUAUGGCCAAGAAGUGGAUGUGAUGUUACUUCAGCGAGAUGGCGUCGUUGCUUUGGACUUGUGACACUACCUUUUGGACGAGACGCACGCAAUUGGCUUUGCUUGAGGCGUUUCAGGAACGGAACGGAAUGGAAUGGGAAGGAUUUACUUGGGAGGAUUAUUGAGCCCGCAUCGCCAUAUUACUGGUGAUUUUACAUAGAGACUGCAAGGCAGCAUUCUUGAAUACAUUUCACGACUUAAUGACCCCUGAAUGUUGAGCUUUGUACCUGUCUGGAGAAUGUGAUCGCCUUCUUCCCAAACUCUACGAUAUCAUCC